Molecule: messenger RNA, 469 nt
Organism: Colletotrichum acutatum
Lineage: Eukaryota; Fungi; Ascomycota; Sordariomycetes; Glomerellales; Glomerellaceae
Product: stress responsive A/B barrel domain-containing protein
Exons: 3
Coding region: 98-469 (123 amino acids)
Source: RefSeq, a predicted model, not a curated record
GGCUUCUACUCCCUAAUUUCAAAGACGAUAUCGGGUUUUUCAGCAAAAGAAGAAAUUAAAGACUUAGCCUACUUCGUUCUCUCGCAACACCUCCACAAUGACGAUAGUCCACAUAGUGUUAUUCAAGUUCCGCACCGACGUCUCGGAAGACCACAAAUCCACCUUCGUCCGCGAACUCAAAACCCUCAAAUCCCUUCCCUGCGUCAAAGAUCAACGCCUCAUUGUCGGCGGGCCGUCCAUCACGGAUCCCAUCGAGAGGAGCAAGGGCUACCAUUUUGCGCUAUUGAGUUUCCAUCAGGAUCGGGGAGCGCUGGAGGCGUAUCAAGCUAGUCCGGAGCAUCACAGGGUAACGAGUACAUACCUGUGGCCGUUUAAGGAGGAUGUGACGAGAUUUGACUUUGAGGUUGAUCAGGACGACGAAUAUAUGUGCGAGUUUAUGGCCAAGGGCUUGGCGAAUGGGUCGGCGUAG